AGGGCCCGGCUCCCGUUGAGGAGGAGGAUGCAGCUCCCGGGGGCGCCCCCUCCCCUGAGCGUGCCUUUGACGGACGUGGUAAUUGUAGAGACUAUGGACAUUAUUUUUAGAAUAAGAGGAGGUCUGGAUCUGGCAUUCCAAUUGGCUACAACUGAUGAUUCCUCAACAAAAGAAGCAUUAAAAUAUGUUUUCAGUGACCUUUCAACCAAACUGGCUUCAGAUGUACUGGUUUUUAGAAUCUGCCAUAGCCCAGUGUACUUAUGGCCAAAUAGUGGAAAAAACUCAGUUGCAACUGAGCUUUCAGAUGACUCUCCUUGUAAGGAGAUAUUACGGUUUAUCCAAUUUGACCAGGAAGAUGAGGCUAAACGCAGGUUUUCAAAAAAGAAAGAUAAAAAGUUUCAGGAACAACCUAUAGUAAACAUAGAUCUUAUGCUGGAAAUGACAACUUCAUUGGAGGCCCGGGCACCAGUCAUUGAAAAGGAGAACAAGGAGCAUCACUACAUUAGCAUGACUUUGCCAGUUGAUGCUGUUGUCUCUGUGUCUCCAGAAGAAAUGUGGCGGAAUGUACGAAACUUUCUUGUGAAUGCAAUUCACACUCAGCUAACUGAUAUGGAAAGGUGCAUUUUAAAAUACAUGAAAGGAACUUCUGUUGUUGCACCUGAACAAUUUCAUUUCAUGUUACCAGGGAAAAAGCAUCUUGUAACUAUCUCAUAUCCUGCAGGCAUUUCUGAUGAUCAGCUUGAGAGUUACAGACAGGAAUUACAUGGAUGGUUUAACUUACCGUUUGACAGGCCUUAUUUUCGAAGAGCUAAUGCCUAUCACUUUCCAGAUGAAUCAUUCAGAGAUGGAUAUCUCAGAAACCCACAUGUGCAUCUCAACCCACCUGGCAUAGAGUCUGGUAUAGUAUAUCUGGUAUAUGGCACAUAUACUUACCAUCAUUACAUGCAAGACCGUAUUGAUGAUAAUGGCUGGGGCUGUGCUUAUAGAUCUCUACAGACUAUAUGCUCAUGGUUCAAACAUCAGGGGUAUACGGACAGAUCAAUACCUACACAUAAGGAGAUCCAGCAGGCUCUAGUUGAUGUUGGAGACAAGCCACCAGAGUUUAUUGGAUCACGCCAGUGGAUUGGGUCUAUCGAAGUACAGCUUGUACUGAACCAACUAUUAGGAAUAACUUCAAAAAUACUGUUUGUCAGCCAAGGGUCUGAGCUGGCUUCACAGGGAAGAGAACUUGCUAAUCAUUUUAAAACUGAGGGAACCCCAGUGAUGAUUGGUGGUGGUGUCUUGGCUCAUACAAUAUUAGGAGUGGCAUGGAAUGAAAUCACAGGGCAUAUAAAAUUUCUGAUCUUGGAUCCACAUUACACUGGAGCAGAAGAUCUGCAUACUAUACUAGAAAAGGGUUGGUGUGGAUGGAAAGGUCCAGAUUUCUGGAAGAAAGAUGCUUAUUAUAAUCUGUGCCUGCCUCAGCGACCUAAAUCUAUUUGAAUGCCUGUUUAGACAACUAUGGUAAACUAGUAUACUCACUGAAACACACACAUCUUGCUAAAAUAUGUGUGUAUAUGUAUGUAUUAUAUAUUUAUGUACAUUUAAACUUUUAAGCAAUGUUGAAUUAUCUUAUGUAAAGUAAUAUGUUGUUCUGCACCCCAGCCUAUGUAGUAACACUCUUCCAGUAUUUUAGACCAUAAAUUAAAUAUAUGGUGAUUUUUCAAAAAAAAAUGCAAGUAGUGUUUUCUAAUUGGGGGUUGAGGCUUUUAUAAUCUGAUUCUACCAAUAUAGUGCUAUAUGUUUGCUCAGAACCAGAAAGUUACUCCCAGAUAAGUGUAUAUAGAUGUGCAGCCUAGGAUUUCUAGCGUUACAACAUUACUUGAGGGCACAAUAUGACACCACCACACACCUCAGAGUUGCAGUUUCAUAAUCCCUGUAGGCAGAUGUAUAUGUUCAGUAUGUUGAUGAACAGAGCUUGUACAUUAUUAUGUUCUGAAGUGUAUCUAAAGGUAUUUGUAUAGCCUGUGGCUGAUGAAGUAACAUGUUCAGAAACUGGUAGCAAGUUUCUGCCCUCCCACCUCGUAAAUAUGUAUGAUAUGUGCAACUGUGGAAGGAACAGCAUAUCAGUUACUAUAUUAGUUCUAAAUUUUGCAUAGCAACUUGGAGAAGAGAUGAUAGAAAACAGUACUGUU
This is a messenger RNA of Pogona vitticeps (central bearded dragon), 2174 nucleotides long. Lineage: Eukaryota; Metazoa; Chordata; Lepidosauria; Squamata; Agamidae. The record is from RefSeq and is a predicted model, not a curated record.